Messenger RNA from Aplysia californica (California sea hare), 1480 nucleotides. RefSeq names its product membrane progestin receptor gamma. The coding region runs from base 68 to 1084 and encodes 338 amino acids. Lineage: Eukaryota; Metazoa; Mollusca; Gastropoda; Aplysiida; Aplysiidae. The record is from RefSeq and is a predicted model, not a curated record. The transcript is spliced from 3 exons. Gene Ontology annotation, molecular function: signaling receptor activity. Gene Ontology annotation, cellular component: membrane.
UCCGCCCUCCCCCCUCCGCCUCGGUUGACAGCACAGGUGACGGGUCAGCGACAGAUUCUCUGUCACGAUGCUGGGCAUGUCCGUGUCUACGGGCCAUGGACUGAGUGGGCCCAUCUACAGGGUGGAACAGGUGCCGGAACAUUUCCAGGAACACUUUAUCCUGCGGGGCUACCGACAUCCCAAAAGCUCGGUGACCCAGUGCUUGCUGAGCGUGUUUGAUCCCACCAAUGAAACCCUCAAUGUGUGGACACACUUUCUUCCGGCAUGGUAUUUUGUGUGGGUCCUGUACUACCUGAGUGGCUCCACCGACUUCCUCAACGACCAGUACACCUGGCCGCUGUUCUGCUACCUGCUCGUGUGUUGUGCCUUCCCUCUCGCCAGCGCUGUCGCGCACCUGUUCAACGUUCUCUCGGACCGCGCUCGUCACGUCUGCUUCUUCCUCGACUACUCCGCCCUGGCUUUGUUCAGCUUUGGCGUGGCCGUCACGUACCGCGCCUACUGCUUCCCAGCGGGCCUGCUGCGCGAGGGCUCGCCGUUCGCUUGGUACAGGGAUAACUAUGUCUUCGUGGCUGCUUUCAACGCUAUGCUCUGCACCUUUUGUUCCUGCCAGACACGCUUCAUGAAGCCCAGCCCGUUCCGGAAGGCGAUGCGUCUGGGCUCUUUCGCAUUCCCGUAUCUAUAUGACAGCGUGCCGAUCGUGUACCGACUCCUUCACAGCACCCCCGAGGACUCAUCAUCGUUGACGGCGCACUACUUCUUCACCAGGCAGUUCUUUCUGUCGUUUCUCGCGGCCUUCCUGUACGCCUCCCACCUCCCGGAGAGGCUCGUGCCGGGAAUCUUUGACAUCGUCGGUCACUCCCAUCAGCUGUUCCACGUGGCGUCCAUCAUGGCCGUCUGGGAUCAGCUUCAGGCAGUUCUGGCCGAUUUCGAGGAGCGGCGAGAGUUUGUGCAGAAACACUGGCAGUUUGAGCUGGCGAAGAAUAGUAUCCUCUUUGUGCUGGUGGUGUUUUGGAUCAAUUUGUUUAUUGUUGCUUACUUUACCAUUAAGCUUUUCCAGCUGAAGCACAAACUCAAGAGUAGUUAAGAUUUCCUUUUUUUUUUUUUGUAAAUGCUUUACCGGACUUCGUUGACCUUAAAUUUGGGUGUAGAUUUCCACUGUUGUCCCCCAAAAUAGUCACAAAGUUCUGGAAGUUUUCACAACUCGUGGCAAACCUGUUUCCGACAUGAUGUGCAACUUGCUGGCAACAGCAUCGAUAUUAAAUUGAAAUCGUCUCUACUAUAUAUACUCUUUUUAUUGACAACAAAAGCCUUCCUAGAAGUAUGUGAUACAAAACCUUCAGGGUACGAACAUUUCCUCUGCCUUCUUUUGUGGAAAGGGGAGAGGAAACAGUCUCUUUCUUUGAAGAAUGGGCCUGGGCCAAAUGGAGGAUGAAAUCUUUUUUUAUUAUUAUUUUUUUUUUAAAUGAUUUUGUUUUGUCAU